Messenger RNA from Alternaria ethzedia, 1092 nucleotides. RefSeq lists its product as uncharacterized. The transcript has 2 exons. The record is from RefSeq and is a predicted model, not a curated record. The coding region runs from base 1 to 1092 and encodes 363 amino acids. Gene Ontology annotation, molecular function: zinc ion binding; alcohol dehydrogenase (NADP+) activity. NCBI's taxonomy places the organism in Eukaryota, Fungi, Ascomycota, Dothideomycetes, Pleosporales, Pleosporaceae. Gene Ontology annotation, biological process: alcohol metabolic process.
AUGCCUUACCCAGAGACUACCGACGCCUUCGCGGUGACCGACAUCAAGAACUGGAGCACAUUCAAGCGCCAGGAGCUUCCUCUCAAGAAGUUUGAGGAGUACGACGUCGACAUUGCCAUUGACGCGUGCGGUGUCUGCGCUUCAGAUGUCCACACCAUCACUGGAGGAUGGGGCGAGGAACUCCCUCUACCCCUCUGCGUAGGACACGAGGUUAUCGGCAAGGUCGUCAAGGUCGGCGACAAGGUCACCAGGGUCAAGGUUGGAGACCGCGCCGGUAUUGGUGCUCAGAUUGGCGCCGACCUUACUUGCGACCAAUGCAAGAACGACCAGGAGAACUACUGCCCCAACCAAGUCGACACAUACGGUGCUAAGCACAACGACGGCACCGUCGCACAGGGUGGAUACUCCAGCCAUAUCCGUGGCCACGAGUACUUCGUCUUCAAGAUCCCAGACAACCUCGACACUGCCCUCGCAGCGCCCAUGCUGUGCGCUGGUCUCACCACAUACUCGCCUUUGAAGAGGUUAGGAGCUGGCCCCGGCAAGAAGGUCGGUAUCAUCGGACUUGGAGGACUUGGUCACUUCGGUGUCCUUUGGUCCGUAGCUAUGGGCGCCGACACCUACGUCAUCUCGCACUCUCCCAACAAGAAGGAGGAUGCGAUGAAGAUGGGUGCUAAGGACUUCAUCGUCACCAAGGACAAGGGCUGGGCUGAGCCAUGGAAGUUCCAGUUCGACUUCGUCAUCAACACCGCUGAUGCGACUGACAAGUUCGAUCUCUCCGAAUACUUCUCCAUCCUCAAGGUCAACGGUACCUUCCACAUGGUCGGCUUCCCUGACAACCCGCUCCCUGCCAUGCCCGCCCAGAUCUUCGCACCCAACGGCUGCUACAUGGGCGCGUCCCACAUCGGAAACAGGCCCGAGAUGGAGGAGAUGUUCCAGCUUGCAUCCAAGCAGAACAUCAAGAGUUGGGUACAGGAGAUCCAGCUCAGCGAAGAGGGCAUCAAGGAGGCUGUUGAGCGCGUGUACAAGAACGACAACGUCAAGUACAGGCUUACCCUGACUGGCUUCGACAAGGUCUUCGGCAAGAGGGCUUAG